Messenger RNA from Sebastes umbrosus (honeycomb rockfish), 5028 nucleotides. RefSeq names its product alpha/beta hydrolase domain-containing protein 17B-like. Gene Ontology annotation, cellular component: endosome membrane; plasma membrane. The record is from RefSeq and is a predicted model, not a curated record. The transcript has 6 exons. The coding region runs from base 297 to 1391 and encodes 364 amino acids. Gene Ontology annotation, biological process: protein depalmitoylation. NCBI's taxonomy places the organism in Eukaryota, Metazoa, Chordata, Actinopteri, Perciformes, Sebastidae. Gene Ontology annotation, molecular function: palmitoyl-(protein) hydrolase activity.
UUCCGGGUGUAAUCGGACAGUAGUAAAAAAACAGAAAUCCUCUGGUAGCAUGAAUGAUGAAUGUCAGCUAGCUCUCCUCCGACUGCUGUCAGCACACUCCAGUUAAAACCAUCCAUGUCCAGACACAAGGAGGAUCUUCGAAGUCUAGUGCCGCUUCCUCUGUGUUCAUAUCGGAGCGCAGCAGCCCGCCAGCCGCCUGUGACUCGAUCCUGCUGGCGUAGUGACUAGACCAGAAGACCUUGGCACCGUGGUGUGCCAGUGCAUUUCAAGACCCAGGGAUUUCCUGAAUCCAGAAGAUGAACGGUCUGUCCAUACGAGAGCUAUGCUGCCUGUUCUGCUGCCCUCCUUGCCCCAGCCGCAUUGCAGCCAAACUGGCUUUCCUCCCUCCAGAGCCCACCUACGCCCUUAUCCCUGACCCAGAUCCAAGCUCUGGAGCUGGAACCGCUCCUGGGUCCACUUCCGGGGCCGCUCAGCCUUCUCUCGGAGCCCCAGGACUGCGUUCACGGGUGGGCACUGGUAGUGGAGGUGACAGAGCAGGCGGAGGUGCUGCUGCAGGUGUGGCUGGUGGUGGUGUAGCAGGUGGUGGUGGGGGAGGAGGAGGGGGAGGAGGAGCAGGUGGAGGUGGAGCCGGCAGCGGUUGGAGUGAAGGCAAGUGGAAGCUUCAUCUUACAGAGAGAGCGGAGUUCCAGUAUUCACAGAGAGAGCUGGAUGUGACGGAUGUGUUCCUGACCAGAUCUAGCCGAGGGAACAGGGUGGGGUGCAUGUACAUUCGCUGUGCCCCCAACGCCAGGUUUACAGUGUUGUUUUCCCACGGCAAUGCAGUAGACCUGGGCCAGAUGAGCAGCUUCUACAUCGGCUUAGGCACACGCAUCAACUGCAACAUCUUUUCCUAUGAUUACUCAGGCUACGGUGUUAGCACUGGCAAGCCCUCUGAGAAGAACCUAUACGCCGACAUCGAUGCUGCCUGGCACGCCCUGCGCUCCCGGUAUGGCAUCAGCCCUGAGAACAUCAUCCUGUACGGACAGAGCAUCGGCACGGUGCCCACUGUAGACUUAGCGUCGCGGUUCGAGUGUGCUGCUGUGGUCCUCCACUCUCCUCUCACCUCUGGCAUGAGAGUGGCUUUCCCCGACACCAAGAAAACAUACUGCUUUGAUGCCUUCCCUAACAUAGAGAAAGUGUCAAAGAUCCCAUCUCCAGUGCUCAUCAUCCACGGUACAGAGGACGAGGUGAUCGACUUCUCUCACGGCCUCGCCCUGUUCGAGCGCUGCCCCAAGGCCGUGGAGCCCCUCUGGGUGGAGGGAGCCGGUCACAACGACAUUGAGCUUUACAGUCAGUACCUGGAGAGGCUACGGCGCUUCAUCAACCAGGACCUGGCUGCACAGCAUGCCUGAGAACGAAAACACACAGCCUCUCUGCGUUUGUAUGAGUGAGACUGUGCGUAUGCAUGUGUGUGUGUGUGUGUGUGAGACUGAGCGACAACGUCAGCAUGUUUGCAAAGUGUGUGUGAGAAAUUGACCCAAAACUAUGUGUAAUUUUUUGUUGUUGUUGUCACAUCUGUGUGUCUUUGAAGCAGCACACCUUUACGUUACUUUUCAACACAUGUUCAAAUAAUUUCCCAAUCGAAAGGUGAGAACGGUUUUUAAAUAUAUCAGUAGCCGUGUCCAUCUGUGAGGUGGAGUUUGGCGAAACGCUAAAAACAAUUUCAGAAAUCCGGUCUUUAACGUGGGGAAGUUUAUGAAUUGCAGCUUCGACAUGCGUCACUAACAUGAAGUAACAACAAUGUGCUAGAAAGGCACACAGAUGUAAUUUUUAAGUAUGACGUGACUGAAUGUAUGAGUGUUGAGUGUGUAUUCAUAUCUCCAUGGACAUGCGUGCGUGUGUGUGUGUGUGUGUGAGGCAGUGCUGAAAGAAAUGAAGGACAUCCUGAUGACUUGGACAGCUGCAAGUGGAGGAGGCUUAUUGAGACUUAUCAUUAUUGAUGUUUCUUUUUUUUUUGCGCGUGUAUGUAUGAAGAAUUACCUCCACAGCUUGACCAGUUCUCUCUCCAGUGGACAAACACUGGUCAAGCAUGUGCCCCUCCCCCCCCCACACUCCCUGUUUACCUAUUAAUGGACAUCCAUCUGACUGCCAGGGCAUUUCCCAAGUUGUUGUCCAGCUAACACUAACCUACUUUAUCCGUGUGGUUUUGGGGGUCCAUCUCCUUCUCUUUGGUGUCAGAUAGGGUGGAUACAUAAGGACUAGUCUGGAAUACUGUCAUAGCUUGUAUGGCUGUUGGGUGUCUCAUACUUUCCUCUCCCUCAUUCUUGACUCUGAAGAGAUCACAGAAUGGCCAGCUUCCACUUUAUUUCCUAGCUGUGCUGUAGCUUUAGCCUUCACCUGUCCACAGAACAGCAGCGGCAACUUAAAGGGCGUUAUUUUGAUUUCCCCGUAUUGCUUUUUUCCCCAUCCAGUCCUACAUAUUUGUGAUGAAGAAUGACGGUGUGGUUGAAAUGGAAACAGAGGAAUAUCUCUGUUUAUGUCGAAAUUUCUUUGGCACUAAUAUAAUAGCUAUAGAAGUGCAGGUUUACUUAGUCAUUUUCAUGUCACGUUAGAUGGGUUGGCUCUAAACAGAAGGCUGUAGCCCUUCAGUAUUUAACUGAUGUGACGUUUUUAAAGGUUGGGCAGACUGCACUGACUUGGUAACAGCAGGAUUAAGUCAGAUUUAAAGGAAUAGUUCCACAUUUUGGGAAAUGAUUUGCCAUCUUGCUGGGGAGUUGGAUGAGACUAUUUGUACCACUCUCAUGCAGAGACUCUAGGAAGCGAAGAAAUAGUUUGGCACAUAACCUCCCUUAAAGCCACAUCAUGUUUUUACACUUCAGUUUUUGUAUGGAAACAAGAUACAGCAUGUUUAUUUGUGAAUUCUAGAGGUGCUGGUAGCUGGAUUUUGUUACCUUUGUAAAGAGCCAGGCUAGCUGUUUUUCCCCCGUUUCCAGUCUUUAUGCUAAGCUAAGCUAACCAGCUGCUGACUUGCAGCUUCAUAUUCAGCAUACAGACAUGAGAGUGGUAUCAUUCUUCUCAUCUAACCCUCGGCAAGAAAAGCAAAUAAGCGUAUUUCCUAAAUGGCGAACCAUUAAGUCUGAAGUGCAGCAGUUGAGGUUUGUGAAUAAUGUGUAGUCUGUUCUGGUGACCGUACGCUUUUUGGUGAUUGAUGUUCUGGCUGUAUUUGGAGGCUCUUAAGGUUUAAGGAGACAAAGUAGCUGCUGAGUUCACCAAACUAAUGAGGAUCCUGUCCGUUUUUACUCAGAAUAAUCUUUUUUUGCCUCACCAGAAUCUCUUUAUGUGUAACGCUGAUUAACUUGUAGUCUUACAGCACACAGGUUGUUUUCCAAGUCCUGCUCCAGUAGCUCUCAUCAUCACCACCAGAGUUAGUCAGCCUCCCGUUCAUAUGCACAUUUUUGUUUCUAACGUUUUUUGCCUUGAUGUAAUUAAUCCAUACGUGUUUUGUCGUCGUGUGGGGCCAUGGAUUGUUUGUUUCAGAACCGUGCGCGUUGACGCAGUGACUAACAAUGUGAUUCAGAUCAGGUGCCAGCCAGGACGGGGACAUCAUGCCUACUACAGCUCUGUUUAACCUCUGUGGCCCUAAAAAUGUACAGGAGCUCUCUUAUGGGUGGCAGCACGCUUCAUGUCUGACACAAGCCAUAUUUGAGCCUCUCACUGUUGGUGUGGUGCAGGUUCCACCACACACACCUUUGCACAUCAUCACACACACACACACACACACACACGCGUACAUUCAAACACAAACACAUGCACACAUAAUACAUGUACUGUAGUAUGCAGUAUAUUUACACAUUUAUAUAUAUCAGAUCAAGCAUGACAAAAAGCAGGUCUUAAGUUCAGCACUAUUGUACAAAGCAUCCAAAGUGUAAUAAGGGUAUAAGAUGUAAGUUUGUGUGUCUUCAUUAUUAUUGACUGUCUUCUACAGGCCAGCAUUAAGGAUACUAACAUCACAUUUGAAUAACUAGUAAUAGGCGCUGUGUGUAGACCUGAAAAAGAAGUACAAGAACUGGUCUUGUGGUCGCAGGCUAGCACCAUAUUUUCAGAUCUACACAAGGCGUCUGCUGCAUAGGAGACCCGUCAGUUUCAGUGGUAGUAGCUGCGUUUUUUUUUUAAGGGAACAUGUACUGAACUAGCACUGAUCUGAUUACUCCAUUGUGGGAGUACAAGUGGGUCUUAGUGAACGCCACUCGCUUCCCGUCAUCACUUCGAACAGGGAAUCUUUCCAUUCUCAUCCUGUGCUUUGUGUCUCUGAUAUUUAAAUAAUGGAAAUCUGUUACCACCUUUGGACCAGGGAUCUGAGCGGUCAGAAGAAUCAGAGAGAGUUAUCGCCUCUCUCUGAACGUAGAAGUAGGCCUCAGUUUUUUCCUGGACAUGUUAUCAGGGAAACCACUGGAUCCACCUUUCAUUCAUGGGGUUCAAGAAACGGGGUGGAGACUUGCCGUUUUAUUGAUGCACCACUAAUGGUUGACGUAUAUUGUAUCCUCUGGCCCUGAAUGUGUAUUGAUGGGGGAUGGGGGUUGGGGGGGGGGGGGGUUGAACAGUGAAAACUGUAUGCAUGUCUAUUGUGUUUUGCAGAGCAAGUGACGGGGUGGGACGUUAUCUCUAUUAUGUAUUCUAUGUGAGGGUAAAGCUGAACUCAUGGCAUCGGAACAUUGAAGCGCUUUUUAAAAAAAAACGGGACGUUUUAUUUUAUUUUUUUUAUUUUUUAUUGCUGAUACUAACUGAUGUAUUGUUAUGAGUUUUGUGCUAGAGUUUGAGCGGGGCAGUGUUAGGUGGGUGGGGUGGGGUGGGGGGGGGGCUAGACUAUAUUAAUGGGCUGUUUAUAUGGUUACUGUACUUACCUAUUCUAUUCUUUGUAUUAUGAUUUGUAAUUUUAUGUUGCUUUUUUGAACUGAGAAUAUGAUGUAAUGAAAUUAAUUCAUGGGACUGAAUCUUGACCUUUUUAUGGACAACAAAAUAAUAAAAAAAAAGAUCACUUAUGUACAAAAA